Molecule: messenger RNA, 1092 nt
Organism: Nematostella vectensis (starlet sea anemone)
Lineage: Eukaryota; Metazoa; Cnidaria; Anthozoa; Actiniaria; Edwardsiidae
Exons: 4
Coding region: 159-395 (78 amino acids)
Biological process (GO): negative regulation of retrograde protein transport, ER to cytosol; negative regulation of VCP-NPL4-UFD1 AAA ATPase complex assembly; positive regulation of autophagy
Cellular component (GO): endoplasmic reticulum membrane
Source: RefSeq, a predicted model, not a curated record
AGAACCAGCGGUUUACGCACCCCAAAGAACAUCUGAUCAAAACAAUUCGAGCACUUGAUCACACAACCACAGGUGUAAUCCGCGGAUUGUGAAUGUUUCUGGCGGUAUUCUAGGACACCAAGUGCCGUGUUGACUGUCUUCUUUGAAGCUACGAUGCGAUGGGGAAUUGCUAUGAUUGCUUGAGUCCCCAGGAACCGGCAACAACUGUCGUAACACCAGACGAGGAAACAAGGAGACAGCAACAAGCAGAAGCUGCAGCACGCCAGCAGCAACAGGCUGAAGGCAAAGGAAUAAAAGACCCAGAGAGAUUAAAGAGGCAGCAACAGAAGAGAGAAAAUGCAGAGAAAGCCGCAAAAGCUCAGGGGGAGGCAGGGCUAAGGUGGACAGUGGGAUAAUUCAAACUUCUGAUGAUAAACAGCCAGUCAUUAUAGUCUCAAAUUUGUCUUUUUAUUGAGAUUUUUUUUGUAAAGCUUAAAAGCAACUCUUUCACUUUCUUUUUCAUUAAAUAAAUAUACCACACACUUUUUAAAAAGUAUUGUACAAAAUAUAAAUUACUUAUUUCAAACACUCUCUAGGUGCAAAGAUGUAAAACAGUUACUCCAAAAAUAUAAUUAUUUUUUUUAGCUUUGAACAGCUGUCUUCAAAAAAAGUAUUUGGGGACUUAAGCAAGGAUGAUGGCAAUGGGAAUGGCAUUGGCAGAAAGCAAUUGAAAAUUUGAAGACCUAGACAUGAAUACACUCUAUCUAAUGCAUGUAAUCAGUUUUCCUCCAAAAUAUAACAUGAAAAGGUUUCACUACCUACAUCAAUUUAAUUGUACGCUAAAAACCAUACAAUCAUUGUUUGUUAGAAAUAAGGUUCUUGACUCAUCUUUAUGUUUUCUGGGCUAUAAAAGUUGCAUUUAAAAAAAAAUUCAAAACUAUUUACUAAGCAAGAUCAUUUUAAGUGUCAUAUUCUUCCUUCUUGCCAUCAUAUUUGCUUAAUUAUGUCCUUAUUGUCUGACAGAAAGGAUCACAAUAAAUAAAACAAUUGUAAUCUUUACAAGCAUAUUAUUGACAACUUGUAGUUGACACCUCAAUAAAUAUAAUCAAACAC